AUGGUCAGAAAAAAACGUGUUUUAAGUGACCAAACCAACUUACAGGAAUCAAAAAAAAUUAAGCAUCCUGAGGCCCUUCAAGAAUUAUACAGACUUCAACCUAGUUUUAAUGGAAAACAGCCAAAUUCCUCUGGUUCUAGCUUAGCUUCAAUAUUGAGAACAACAGAACAAAUCCCGUAUUGGAAAGUAAACAAUUCAGCAAGUAUAGUAGAGGUUACAUCAUUAGUUAAGACAAAUAUUACGUCUAAGAAAGAAUUUUUUGGUGUAGGGAUAAGAGAAAUUGUUAAUGGAAUAGGAAUAACAUUUUUUGGAAAAGAAUGUAAAGUAGAAAAGAAUUUAACUAUAAGAUGGCAUGAUAAUUUAAUUUCUUAUGAUAUGAAUGUUUUUGAAAAGAGCGUUAAAAAAAUAGAUGGAAUUGAAACAGGAAUUGCAAUUGAAAGAAAUCUUUUUGAAAUAAAUAAAACGGUUGAAUUUGUAUCUAAAGCAAAAUUAUGUCCUGGACAAAUAACUAAAGAUUUUGAACAAGUGGUUAAACUUCGGGGCAUUAAUCUUGUAAAUAAUCAAAAAAAUUCCAAUAAUAUUCAUGAAGUUUUCGCAACUUUGGAAAAUCAAGGUCAAUCUAACGAAGCUUACAGAAGGAUAGACUGUGAUUUAUUAAUAAAUAAAAUAAAUAUUUGCCAAAAUUGUCAGAAAUUAAAGGAUACAUUGACAAAAAUAAGAAAUCGAAAUCUUACUGGUACCUUAUCUACAACCCUAUAA
Molecule: messenger RNA, 759 nt
Organism: Rhizophagus irregularis DAOM 181602=DAOM 197198
Lineage: Eukaryota; Fungi; Glomeromycota; Glomeromycetes; Glomerales; Glomeraceae
Source: RefSeq, a predicted model, not a curated record